GACCGGCAAGAUGGCGGCGGACACGCAGGUUUCAGACACACUGAAGAAAUUUGCUGCCAAUGUGACCACAGCCAGUGUGAAGGAGCGCAAGGAGAUCUGUGGGGCGCUGAAGCUGUGUACAAAGGGCAAAGAGUUACCUGAGCCUGCCAUCAAAGGACUAUGCAAGCUCUUCUGUCUCACGCCGCACAGAUACAAAGAUGCCGCCUCCCGCAGAGAGCUGCUCUCCGUCAUCUCCCAGCUGGCAGAAACCCAGCCGGACGUCCUGGUGACGAGUCUCCUCCACAGCCUGCUGAGCAGCGGAGUCAUCAGCAAGACCGGAACGCCCAG
This is a messenger RNA of Notothenia coriiceps (black rockcod), 327 nucleotides long. Its product is annotated as translational activator GCN1-like. NCBI's taxonomy places the organism in Eukaryota, Metazoa, Chordata, Actinopteri, Perciformes, Nototheniidae. The record is from RefSeq and is a predicted model, not a curated record. The annotation marks the transcript as partial. The transcript has 4 exons.